Phanerochaete carnosa HHB-10118-sp is the source of this 641-nucleotide messenger RNA. RefSeq lists its product as uncharacterized. The transcript is spliced from 5 exons. The record is from RefSeq and is a predicted model, not a curated record. Gene Ontology annotation, molecular function: metal ion binding; lactoylglutathione lyase activity. The coding region runs from base 46 to 543 and encodes 165 amino acids. NCBI's taxonomy places the organism in Eukaryota, Fungi, Basidiomycota, Agaricomycetes, Polyporales, Phanerochaetaceae.
CCCUUCUCUCGACUCCCACAACUCGCCCACGCAAAGUAUUCCACCAUGCCGCCAGCUGAGACUAAGGGCUACAAGUUCAACCACACGAUGAUUCGUGUGAAAGAUCCCAAGAUAUCGCUCAAGUUCUACUGCGACGUUCUUGGCAUGGACCUUAUCCAUGAGCAACCCAUGACGGACUUUACGCUCUACUUCCUCGGCUACAACGAGAACACCGAGGGCGCGGGCACCGAGGAGAAGCGUCAGCGCCGCCUCAAUCGCGAGGGCAUUCUCGAGCUCACCCACAACCAUGGCACUGAGAGCGACUCGAACUUCCAAGGCUACGCCUCUGGCAACACCGACCCUGGCCGCGGGUUCGGCCAUAUUGCGAUUUCUGUUCCUGAUAUCCAGGAGUGCUGCGCUCGCCUUGAGUCGCUCGGCGUCCCCUUCAAGAAGCGCCUCACGGAUGGUCGCAUGAAGAACAUUGCCUUCGCCUUGGACCCUGACGGUUACUGGGUUGAGAUUGUCCCUCAGAGCCUUUCUGAACACCCUAACAGGCCCGAGUGAAUGCUAGAGGGCUCGCACCUGUAGCACGUGAAACAAGGAAUAAGGAAUUCGCAUGUACAAUUAUCCAGAAUACGAAGGAUAUACCGUUUACUACCUUG